UCACAGUUUCAAAUCAAAUGUUGCUUAGAGGGAUUGCAUUUGCGGAAGCAAGACGAAAUUCCGCUAGACGCAUUUUAAAGCCUCAAAAUUCCGGUUGCGAAAAGGAUAACACUGAAUUGACUUACGAUGGAGUCUUUCAGCGUAGUUUGGGAUCAAAGGCAAAUACGUAUUCGCAGUCAGUCGGUGAACAAAGCUCGACUGCUCCCCUUUCUAUUGAAGGUGAGGCGAUAUCCUUCGUCGCCACAGCGUCCAAGCUGGCCGCCGUGGAGGAUGCGGCUCCGAAGGGGCCCGAGGCUUCGAUUCGUUCGAAAGUCUCGCCCACGGCAAGGGCCACCCUUCAGGCCCUCCGAUCCUCCAGAAACAGAAUAUCAGCACCUCUAGCACCUUCUCCAGUAACAACCAAAGACGUCGAAACCAUCACCGAAGUCUGCAGUGGAGCUGACCUACCAGAAGUUGAGAUCAUCAGUUUGCUAGAGGAACAAAUGCCUAGGUAUCGUCUACGAGCCGAUACUCUCACUCAGUUUCAAGGAUACGAAAACGCUGAUUGGUUCAUUCCUUCACCGGCCCUAAAGUCAGUCGACACUGAUUUAAAAUUGUCACCGGACCAAAUCCGGGAGACUCUCAAUUAUUUCAUUUUAUGUAGCAACCGGGUGAGCCAAAUGACCAAGACCUAUAAUGACAUAGAAGCAGUCACAAGGCUUCUAGAGGAGAAAGAAAAGGAUUUGGAAUUAACAGCACGAAUCGGUAAAGAACUUCUAUCGCACAAUCAAAAGCUCGAAACCACAGUUACCAAUUUGGAGGCGAAUUUAAAGGAAGCCAAUGAAAAGAUUACCCAAUUUACGCACGAACUUGUUAAGAAGACAGAACUGAUCCAAAUACUGACAAAUGAUGCCGAAGAAUCAAGCUCCGAAGCCGGUACGCCCACCGGACUCCGUGGUAUUAAUCUUGACAUGAUGCAGAAAAAGAUCAGCUGCCUGGAGGAAGAAAAUAAACAAUUGAGAAGUGAAUUUGCAAAAAUGAUACACGAUGCUGACAGUUCGGAGGAACAAGAAACAAGGCUUGUAAAGGAUAUCGCUGCUCAACUCGCAAGCGCAAACAUGGAGGUAGAUGGAAUAACGGAGGAACUUGAGAGGCAGAAGGAAGAAAAUCGAUUGCAGCAUGAACAAAUUGUCAGUUUAACGGCAAAACUAGCCGAAACGGAAUUAAGAUUGGCACAAUUGAUGGCUGAACAUGAUGAAGUAGGAGCUACUUUGCUCAUCACUAGGGACAAUCAGAAUACUCUGGCAACCGAGUUGGCUGAAUUCAAGGAUCGCUAUGCCGAGGUGGUGAAUCUGUUGGCGGAAACUCAAGAACAAUUGCGAAAACAGAGGAAAAAAGGAAUGCCAACGGUUAGAGGAGGAUCAUUGUUCCCUUCGAUGAGUGCUGUUCCACAACCAGACUCCAUUGCUUCCGAAUUGGAAUCGUCUCUUUAUUCUGAAUUCAGCUUAGAUUCCGGCAUCAGUGCAGAUAGGAUACCAACAUACAAGAAAGUUUUCGAAACGGUGAGAAGUGCAUCGAGAAAUACAUCUUAUCCAGUUGAUGCAAAUCAAUUUCCACGAAUAGGUUCAAUGACAGUAUCUACUCUAUCGAAUGGUUCUAUUGGACCGCGAAUGAGUUGUGGACAGGUUCGACCAUUACCAUCAACAUUUCCCAGUUUGGAUUCCACUGGCCAUAGUGAUUCAGAAGGCUCACUUCUCACAGACUCGGAAGAGUAUCCAGGUCCACAGCAAAUUGGAGUACCAGGAGCUCCUGGUGCAGCAGAUUUGGAAGCAGCUCUUCGUAGAUUAACACCUGCAGAAGUUCUCACAAGGCGUGCAUGUCUCAGCACUGGUACAGGCUAUACUUAUGACUACGAUGCUGGAACUCAUUCAUCUUCCACCUUCAUACCUCUUGGUUGUAGAACUCCGGAUAGUAUUAUGUCUACAGGAAGUAGUGGAAAUUUAAGUGGUUAUGGUGGAAAUGCUUGGAGAAUUCCUGAAAAGUUACAAAUAGUGAAGCCUAUCGAAGGUUCACAAACAUUACACCAUUGGUCGCAAUUAGCUACACCUACAUUAGGUGGUCUUCUAGAAGACCGACCAGGAGUAAAAACACGAGGAGGUCGUGGCCUGGAGGAUUUAGGCCUAGUUACUUUCACUUUAAGCGACCUUGAGGAAGAUGAAGAAUAUACCAACCCUGGAAAACUCUUUCAAGACACUGGUUCCAUAUAUACAUUUACUAACAGUACUGUUCUCCACCCUGAUGAUCAUACAAGCGUCACUCCAAGUAUUAUCGGUAGUAGGGUUGCAACAGCACCUAGUAGUACUUUAAAUUCUGGUAUGAGUACUCCAAGAACAUUAAGUAGAAGAAAUUCGACUUCAACAUUUUCAACAACUCUUGGACUUGCAAAAAUGUUAAAUGAAAGAGGUAUAAAAGCUGUAACACCUUCUUCUGCAUUAACUCCAAGCGAAGAAAAAAAUUUUACACCUACUGCAACACCCUGUAAUAGUCCUGAUGCUAGUCCUCCAGAAAGUCGACCAAAUUCACCAACUCCAGAAAGUGGACUUUCUUUAGGAUUAUUAUCUAGUGGAGCUGAAUUACUAAAAAGAACAUUUGGUGGAGAAACUGAGGCGAAAAGAAAACGAACCACGUUAUCCAGAUCAGACAAGAAAGCUCUUACCAGUAUUCGUUUAGUUGAAAAACUUGAAAGAAUAGGUAUCGACACUAUAAUGGCUACAACAGUUGGUUCCUGUAUCUCUCCGUUAGCGUUACAAGGGUCUUUAUACAGCAGACGUACCGGAAGUCCUAUGGCUCAAUUAUCUUUCCUGAAAAGCUCAAUGUCCUCAAGUGGAAGUCAAGAAAAACUUUCACCUUCCACUAGUGGUGACUCCACAUCGUCAAAACGUAAAAUGAUUGACAAGAAACAGGACGAGUCUAUGGCAAACAGACAAAGAAGAACUGGUGCUAGAGCCAUGAGACCUGAUCUUGGACAGGUUACGUCUGCGAUCCCUGUUACAGUCACAAAAGAAUCUCCUGCGCAAUCCGCUUUGGGAACUAUUAGCUCGCUUUUGUUUGGACGAAAGGGUGGAUUACUUUGAGAUCAUUAUUUAUUGAUCACUAAGUAAAUUAUAAGGAAGAAAUCAAAGAAGUUUUUAACAAAACGUAAUGGAAGAUUGUCGGAGCGGUGAUAAAAUGAACAAUUUAUUUUGUUUCAUCUGUAUUAAAUUUACUUCGUACAAAAAUUUUAUUAAAAAUUAUAAACUGACUUUUUA
Messenger RNA from Eufriesea mexicana, 3287 nucleotides. It is a transcript of the gene milt, whose product is annotated as trafficking kinesin-binding protein milt. The transcript has 13 exons. NCBI's taxonomy places the organism in Eukaryota, Metazoa, Arthropoda, Insecta, Hymenoptera, Apidae. Gene Ontology annotation, molecular function: myosin binding. Gene Ontology annotation, cellular component: mitochondrion; cytoplasmic vesicle. The coding region runs from base 18 to 3113 and encodes 1031 amino acids. The record is from RefSeq and is a predicted model, not a curated record. Gene Ontology annotation, biological process: vesicle transport along microtubule; mitochondrion distribution; protein targeting.